This is a messenger RNA of Drosophila busckii, 605 nucleotides long. RefSeq names its product general odorant-binding protein 68. NCBI's taxonomy places the organism in Eukaryota, Metazoa, Arthropoda, Insecta, Diptera, Drosophilidae. Bases 18 to 605 code for a protein of 195 amino acids. The transcript is spliced from 3 exons. The record is from RefSeq and is a predicted model, not a curated record. Gene Ontology annotation, molecular function: odorant binding.
CUUUAAGACGUAUAAGAAUGAUAUUGCAGUUGAAGUUUUUGUUGCUCAUCGUAGGGCUCUAUAUGACCGUGACCGAUGGUCAGGAUUGCAACAAGCCUCCAAAGAUGAUGAAUCCUAAAGAAUGCUGUCCCAUUCCUGAGUUUAUUACACCUGAAAUCAAAAAAGCUUGUAUGGAUGAAAUGGAAGCGAAAAUGAAGCCUGGCCAGAAGAAAAACAGGAUGAAUCCCUGUUUCGUAUCCUGUAUGUUACGUAAAGCUGGCAUUACCGACACCAAAGAAAUCCCACCAGAGAAAUUUAACAGCUAUAUUAGGACCGUUUUCAAGGAUAAUAAGGAGCUACAGUCUGUGGCUAGCGCUGCUUUUGCCAAUUGCAGCACUAAAGUAGAGGAAUUCAGAAAGCAAAACAUGCAAUUCAUCAAGAACGCGCCAGCACCUGAACCAGGAUGUCACUAUAGUCAUGCUUUUAUAAUAGGCUGUUCUGCUAUGUCGCUUGUGGAGAAUUGCCCAGCUGCUAUGUGGACUAAUAAGCCCGCGUGCAACGAAGCUCGUGCCUUCGUUCAAAAAUGCAAAUCCAAAAUGAUGAUGGGACCUGAUGCCAAACAAUAA